UGUUUCGUGUAGCGUCCGCCGUGGAUCCUUCUCCAACCUCCUCCUCAAACCCUUCGAGAGAGCCUCGCCGGAGUACGAGCGCGGAGCAGAACGUCGAGCGCCGCGACGCGAAGCGGGAGAGAGGCAAUGUCGACGUCGCCCGAUGCAGAUUCAGUCGACGCCCUUCGCUCCCACAUCCAUUCUCUCCAGACGACAAUCAACGAGCUGGAGAAGCAGAACGCGGAACUUUCUUCUCGACUCUCUGGAUGUUGCUGUCGAAAGAUGGAAGACGAGAUUGGUUGUGUCGUAGACGGAGGCGGAGCAGUCGAUGGGAAUGGCAAAUCGAUGAAAAUGGACAAGAAGACUAGGAAGAAAAAAGAUUUCAAAACAGGAAUUCUCGAACACCAUCCAAGGCGAUAUGUUGCUCUAAGAUUGAUGUAUUUUGGGCAAAGGUUUUAUGGUUUUGCCUCUGAAGCACAAUUGGAUCCAACUGUCGAGACACCUAAUUCAUUUCGAUCCGAAUCCCAUCAUACUGAUUUUGGUGUCAUGCAGUCUGAAAUUUUUAAAGCUCUUGAGAAGACUAAGCUUUUAGUUGGUGACAAGAAAAAGUCACAGUACUCAAGAUGUGGCAGAACAGACAAAGGAGUUUCAUCUUUUGGACAAGUCAUUUCCCUGUUUCUACGAUCAAACCUGCGACCUAAGAACACAGAUGAUGCAAACAAUUGGGGACUUUCUAUAGAUAGAGAUGUCUUAGACGCGGAAAUUGAUUAUGUGAGAGUGUUGAAUCGAGUCUUACCCAAAGAUAUCCGAGUAACUGGCUGGUGUCCUGUUCCAAUUGAUUUUAGUGCAAGGUUUAGCUGUAUGAGCAGGGAGUACAAAUAUUUCUUUUGGAGAGAUAAUUUGGAUAUUAGGGCAAUGGAGAGUGCAGGCCAAAAGUUUGUUGGGGAUCAUGAUUUCAGAAAUUUUUGUAAGAUGGAUGCAUUUAAUGUCCACAACUACAAGCGUCAUAUAACAUCCUUUGAACUCUCUUCUUGUGAUAAGAGGUUGGAAAGUAAUGAACUGUGGUGUUUCAAAAUUAAGGGCAGUGCAUUUUUGUGGCACCAAGUUCGUUGCAUGGUUGCUGUGAUGUUUAUGGUUGGCCAAGGUCUUGAAUCUCCUGAUGUAAUGGAUGCCUUAUUGGACACUGAUGGGACACCAAGAAAGCCGCAAUACACCAUGGCUCCAGAAAUGCCAUUAGUUCUUCAAUCUUGUGAAUUUGAAGGUGUCAGGUUUAUUUGUUCCUCAGAUGCUCGGCAAGCAUUACAUGUGCACUUGGAGGAUGGCUAUCGAACAUAUGAACUCGAAGCUGCAAUGGCUUAUGAGGCUCUUCUAACUUGCUUGCCUCAGGAACAUGGUUUCUCAGAUCAGAGCUUAUUGAGUACCAAACCUAAAAAGAAGGCAGCCUCACAUAUUUCUCUCAUGUCGCGCCCAACCGAGCCAUCUUAUGAAGAGCGGCGUGCCAAAUUAAACCCAAAACCAGAAGUUCGUGAGCUUUCUGACCAAUCUACAUAGUCUGUCAAAUGGAGAUGCUCUCAUUUACUAUUUGUGCGGCUGGUGCUAUGUCGCAAAAUGCCUGGUGGUUGGUCAUUCUUUGCAAGUGGAUCAGUAACUCGCAAUGGUAGAAAGGUGAAGGCUCGCGUAGUCCUGAUCUUGGAAUACCUUACAAGCAAAAGUACCUGGGGAUCUAUAUUACCAAUUUGGUAAUCAUGCUCUUGAAGUGUCGCACAACACUGCACUCAUAAGAGGUUAUCUCAGCUCGGCACGUUUGUCAAAUGCAACAUACUGUUAAUACUCCUACCGGGCAUGCGAAAUUCUUUGCUUUCUUCUAUUGAUUGUCCGGUGCUGUGAAGCUGUGAUUUUCACUUAGAAAAACCUCGCUUAUAUGCAUUACAAUCUAUAAGAAUUGCGUGCCAUGGCGAAAGCUUCAUAUC
This is a messenger RNA of Eucalyptus grandis, 1949 nucleotides long. RefSeq names its product tRNA pseudouridine(38/39) synthase. Gene Ontology annotation, biological process: tRNA pseudouridine synthesis; mRNA pseudouridine synthesis. Gene Ontology annotation, cellular component: nucleus; cytoplasm. Bases 127 to 1530 code for a protein of 467 amino acids. Gene Ontology annotation, molecular function: RNA binding; pseudouridine synthase activity. NCBI's taxonomy places the organism in Eukaryota, Viridiplantae, Streptophyta, Magnoliopsida, Myrtales, Myrtaceae. The transcript is spliced from 16 exons. The record is from RefSeq and is a predicted model, not a curated record.